UACAGUGCACACACUGGACUCAGAAGGAGGUUUGUUUACUACCGCAAGAGAAGAAAAGAUGAAAUUAAUCGAUGACUGCACCCCUUGUCUUCUCCACCUGCUGCUAUUGGCUGAGCUGUUUGUCCCUUCAUCAUCUUAUCCCGCCUCUCGCUCUCCUCUGUGUGGCAUGUUGAGAUCCAUGAUCCAUCAGGUGGAAAGGUUGACGAAAUUAUCCGGAAAAUUCCAUAACUUGACAGGUAAAGAACUUGAACACCUAGAGGUUGCGGGAAACAGACUGGCCGGUCUUCCUGACAUGGAACACACUGCGGCUCAUAUCGACUCACUGAAGGUGAAUGAGUCGCUCUCCCAGUUGUUCAUGUACACUCAGUCCUUCAGGCUGCAUGUUGAUUGGUUGAAAACAGCCAAAGAAAACGUCAGUCUGUCCUCCCAGCCAGCAAAGGAGGCCAACACUCACCUCCUUCAUCUGUCCACCUUCCUGAAUGCAUCACUUCACCAGAUCGGCGAAGAGGUGCCUCCUUCGGAGUCUCCCUCCCUCCCUGAGGUCUCCACGCCCUUCGAUGUGCUUCAGUUCUCUGUUGAGAUCUCUAAACGGCUACGAAUGUUUUGCUUCUGGUCAAAAAGGGUUUUGUUGACUAUCCAGAGACUAUCCCAAUGCCCUUGACAUUAAGCUUCAGCACAUAAGCAACUGCAAAUAUCUUCCCACAAAAACGCUGUUAACUAUUGGGAGUUUUACCAAGUGAAGAAUUUUAGACAUGGAAAUGCCAAGUCAGUUGGUCCAGAAUGAAAAAUCUCAACAUCUAUUGAAUGUAUUGAUCUGGCGUUUACAACAGAUGCAUGGUGGAUGCAUUUAAAUGACUUGUGAUCCCCUGACCUUUCCUGUAGCACCACCGAUAGGUCAAAUUCCACUUAUCCAGUGAAACAUUUCCAUGUCCACUGGAUGGUUUGGCAAAAAUGUGAUACAAACAUUCAUGGUCCACAGAUGAUAAAUCCUAUUGACUUUGAUGAUCUAUUGAAUUUUGACUUAGACUUUUCCAUAAACCUAAAAUCCCACCAUUAAGUUUACACAUACGGUCUUAAAAGAAAUGUCUGUCCAUGCCAUGAAAUUUAGUUCACUUUAAUUCACUUACCCCUCAACAUGAUUUGUUUCCCUUUAAUGAUCUUUGACUUCUUACUCCACCACUUGGUCAACAUUGUACCUAGUCCAAUAUCUUGGUUUAUGACUAAUAACCGGAAAAGCUAGUGACAUUCCCAACAGUAUUACCUUUGUGUUUUGUGCAAAACGUUAGCAUGCUAACAUGCUAAAAUAAGACGAGGAACCUGCUUAGCAUUGGCAUGUUAGCAUUAUCAUUACAAGCUAGCUUAAGAUAGAAUCAAGCAAUGAGUAUAAUAAGAAUUUCCAGGAGUCAUAUAAUCGCAGAGUUAAAACAGUUUUGAUGCUAAUGCAGCUACAUUUUAGAACGUUGAGUUCUACAGUUCAGCUGUAAAACAGAAUGUACGUUUUUGGCAUGUUUUUAAGAAAGUGUGAGUAUGCUUCGUUUGACAUGUUGCCGGUUAAAAUGUGCCCUACUAAUGCACUCUGCAGAGGCACACCUGUUACCCUUUGGGACUGUUUACAUUCACAGUGCCUGCUAAAUGUUGAUGGAGAAAUAUUGUGAAACAAUUAAUAUUUUUAUACUAUUGUUUUUUUAUCUAUUUAGUAUUCUAUUUAUGAGCUUUUUAUAUUAUAUGACAUAGUAAGAUGCAGGCAUCUCACUUUUUUGUAUGGGUUAUCUAUGUAUUAUUUAAUAAUAUUAUUAAUAAAGUAU
Messenger RNA from Trematomus bernacchii (emerald rockcod), 1805 nucleotides. RefSeq names its product interleukin 11b (gene il11b). The coding region runs from base 59 to 661 and encodes 200 amino acids. The record is from RefSeq and is a predicted model, not a curated record. Lineage: Eukaryota; Metazoa; Chordata; Actinopteri; Perciformes; Nototheniidae. The transcript is spliced from 5 exons. Gene Ontology annotation, cellular component: cytoplasm. Gene Ontology annotation, biological process: positive regulation of MAPK cascade; positive regulation of cell population proliferation. Gene Ontology annotation, molecular function: cytokine activity; growth factor activity.